UAUGAUUUCUAAAAUCCCUCUUAGAUUGUUAAAUACCAUUAAACCAUUGUAAAUGACAAGAAUAUUUGCUCCAUUCUGUACAUAAUUGGAAAAGGUCAAUAAAAGUAUUCAAUCUAAUAAUAAUAAAUAAAGCUGGAUAAAAAUUAGUCAAAAUAGUUGAGAAAGAAUUAAAAUAUGAGAAAACUAAUUAUGUUGAAGAUGAUUCAGUUACUGAAUUCAUUGAAAAGGCUGGUUUCUAAUUAAUUGAUGAUGACAAUAAUCAUGAAGUCACAUUAGAAAAAAAAGUAGGUGAUGUUAAAGUUAUUGUACAAUUUUAAUCAAGACAACCUAAUUCAGAAGAAUAAGAAGAAGAAGAACCAGAAGAAUAAUAAAAAAAGAAUAAAUAAAAUCAAUAGGAAGAAGAAGAAGAAGAAUAAUAAGAAACACAAUCUGAUUUUGCUGAUUUCACAGUAUAUCUCUAAAAGAGUAAUGGAUAAAUCUUAUGCUAUGAAUGUACUACAUCAUAAGGAGAAGUAUAAAUUCAUCAUAUAAUAUUAGGUUAAUGUUAAUUUAGUAAGUUUAAUUAAGGAUUUAGAAGCUCAUAAGAAGAUUCCAAGAUAUGAAAGAGGAUUAUAAGAUUAUUCAGGUCCAGAUUUCAUUACUUUAGAUGAGGUUAUUAUAAUUAAUAAUUAUUUUAUAGAGAUUAUAAUUAGCAUUAGUAGAUUAUUUGAAAGGUUAUGGAAUAAAUGAUGAUUUGGGAGCAUUUAUUGAACAUUAUUCAUUAGAUAAAGAAUAAAGAUUGUACAUAUAAUGGUUAAACUCAUUAACAACAUUCUUGAAGAAUUGAAC
Paramecium pentaurelia is the source of this 828-nucleotide messenger RNA. NCBI's taxonomy places the organism in Eukaryota, Ciliophora, Oligohymenophorea, Peniculida, Parameciidae. The record is from the annotation of a GenBank genome assembly.